Messenger RNA from Letharia columbiana, 483 nucleotides. RefSeq lists its product as uncharacterized. The transcript is spliced from 3 exons. Gene Ontology annotation, biological process: cytoplasmic translation. The record is from RefSeq and is a predicted model, not a curated record. Lineage: Eukaryota; Fungi; Ascomycota; Lecanoromycetes; Lecanorales; Parmeliaceae. Bases 1 to 483 code for a protein of 160 amino acids. Gene Ontology annotation, molecular function: mRNA binding; structural constituent of ribosome. Gene Ontology annotation, cellular component: cytosolic large ribosomal subunit.
AUGCGUACCUACGACGAUACUUUCAGCGGUCAGAAGAUCUACCCCGGCAAGGGCAAGCUUUACAUCCGCGGCGACAGCAAAAUCUUCCGCUUCCAGAACGGCAAAACCGAAUCCCUCUUCCUACAGCGCAAGAACCCUCGUCGUAUUGCAUGGACCGUGCUGUUCCGGAGGCAGCAUAAGAAGGGUAUCACAGAGGAAACCUCCAAAAAGCGCACCCGCCGCACCGUAAAGCAACAACGAGGCAUCGUCGGCGCUCCCCUCGAACUCAUCAAAGACCGCCGCUCGCAACGUCCCGAGGCCCGCGAGGCAGCACGUAAGGAGGCAAUCGCGAAGGGCAAGGAGAAGAAGGCAACAGCUGAGAGCAAGAAGAAGGCUGAGAAGGCGAAGAGUGCGGCUGGAGCAGCGAGGGGGCAGCCGGGGAGGAUUCAGAGCAAGAUGGGGUCGAAAGGUGUGCCGAAUAAGGCGUCCGGGAAGACUCGUUGA